Molecule: messenger RNA, 270 nt
Organism: Aphanomyces invadans
Lineage: Eukaryota; Oomycota; Saprolegniomycetes; Saprolegniales; Verrucalvaceae
Exons: 2
Coding region: 1-270 (89 amino acids)
Source: RefSeq, a predicted model, not a curated record
AUGAGACCGCUCAAGUCAGCACUUUGUCAUCAGUGGAUUGAAUACUUGCGUACCGAACUUCAAAGUCAUACUUCUGGACCCUGCAAGCUGUCCCCACCGAACCGCUUCGACUUGGUUGAGUGGGUCCAUACAGCGUGGGAAAAACUACCACAGCGCACAAUCAUUUGUGGUUUUCGAAAGUGCAAGAUCAUCGAUGGGCCUGUAGAUGCGGGCGAAGGCAAUGAAUGCGCCGCUGUCUUGGACACUAAGUCGUACAAGAUGAUUGAAUAG